AUGGGGAUCUCCCCCUGCCCCUGCCAUAAAGUGGCCCUUUGGGAAUUUGCUAUUCAGCUGGACGAAAGUACUGAUAUAUCUAACUGUGCAGUGCUCCUGGUGUACGUCAGAUACGUACAGGAAGAUGACUUUUUGGAAGAUAUGCUUUGCUGCUUAACCUUACCUACUCAUUCAUCAGGAUCUGAGAUAUACAGAGUGCUGAAUGACUGCAUAGUUGGAAAAUACAAGCUGAAAUGGGCCAAUUGCAAAGGAAUUACAACCGAUGGAGCAGCAAAUACGACUGGGAAAAACAGCGGUGUUGUGACAAAAUUAUCAGAAGCAGCCGGUAAUAAUGUAAUUUGGAGACAUUGUUUCAUCCACUGUGAAGCGCUGGCUGCCAAAGGUAUCCCAGACAAUCUCAGAGGUGUUUUGAAUGACGUGAAAGUUAUCAACACAGUCAAAGGAAGUGCACUUAACAGUCGGUUGUUUGAACUCUUGUGCCUGGAGAUGGGAGCUGAUCAUUCACACCUUUUGUACCAUACGGAAGUUCGAUGGCUCUCCCGCGGGAGAAUUCUAACAAGGGUUUAUGAGCUAAGAAUGGAAAUUCAUAUUUUUCUUCUCGAGAAAAAAUCCAGUAUGGCAAGCUUGUUUUGCAAUGAUAAGUGGAUUCUAAAACUUUCAUAUUUAUCAGACAUUUUCUCAAAGCUAAAUGAGCUUAAUCUAAAACUGCAAGGGAAAGAAACUGAUGUAUUCCGACACUGUGAGAAAGUAGAAGCAUUUAAAAAGUCAAUAAUGCUUUGGCAAGCAAGGCUUGUUGAUCAACCUCUUUACUAUAUGUUCCCAACACUUUUGCAGCAUAUUGAAGAACAUAAUAACACCAGUGAAGAAACCAUGAAGAAAUUGAAAUGUGAUAUACAGCUGCACCUCCAUUCUUUGUGAAGCAGUUUUGAACAGUAUUUUCCUGAAGAAAACCUUAAGAAUAUAAGAGACAACCAUUGGGUGAAGGACCCUUUUGCAUUUGAAAAACCAGAAGCUGUUAUAGGGCUAAACCUUACACCUGAUGAAGAAAAUGAACUUCAUCUGACAAGUGAUACAUCAUUAAGAAUCAGGAUGCGGUCAUCACCUCUGUCAUCAUUCUGGAUAAGUGUUUCCAAGGAAUAUCCACAUCUAAGUAAGAAAAGUAUUUUACUUUUGAUCCCCUUUACAACUACAUACUUGUGUGAAGCUGGGUUCUCAACCUUGACAAAACUAAAAAGCAAAGAAAGAAAUCGACUCAAUCCUACAGCCGACAUGCGUGUGGCGUUAUCCUCCUGCAAGCCAGACUGGAAUCAGAUAACGAAAGACAAGCAGGCACACCAGUCACACUAAACACGUAAGUGCAGACUAUUUUUCCUUGCUUUCAUGCAGCAGUGUAUUCAACUUUACUCCGAUUUCGUAUUUUUUAUAACUUUUUAGGUAAACUUAACAUGUUUUCAAUAUAGCCAGUUUUAUAUAGAUGUGUGUGUGUGUGUGUGUGUGUGUGUGUGUGUGUGUGUGUGUGUGUGUGUGUGUGUGUGUGUGUGUGUGUGUGUGUGUGCGCGCGCGCGCAAUAUAACUGAUAUCAAGUUUAUGAAGAGAAAGGUACGAUAAAAUGGACAUUCUGGGUUGUGAAGGUAACACAGAAAAUCAAACUGGGUCGUGAUGAAAAAAGUUUGAAGAACACUGCUCUAGACAGCUACAUUGUCCCAGAGUCUCAGGGUUGUUGGCUGCUGGACCCGUGGCUGUGAUUUGCAGCGGAGGUCUCGGCAAUACAGAGCUAAGUGGUUUGUGUUGCAGCAGACGUGAGAGAAGGUGGCUUUAUAUUUUUAAUUUUAUGUACUUCGUUAUGUCUUAACUGUGUUUUAUGUUUUUUUUAUGUCUUUGCUUUGUGUUUUACUUUGCUCUGUUUUGUGUUUGUUUUUACACAAUAAAUGGAUAAUUUUACAAUAACUUUCUGAUAAGCCCCCGACUUAUUAAUCGGCUAGCGGCAGUGAGCUAAUUACACCGAUGAGCCUGGGCACAUGAAUGCUCUAAUUAACACAAACACAACACCUUAACAAAGUACCGCUCAUUCUCAUUUAUUUUCGUUCUCACUAACAAGAGAAACACAUAAUCCCGACUUUCAGUGUUUACUGAAUUUGUCCCUCGUAUUUUACUUACAUUCACUUUAUUGGGUCUUUUUCUUUUCUUUUCGAUGUGACCGCCAGUAAUGCUUUUGGUCUUAAUGGAACUACGGGAAGUAGUACCUUUUGCAAUAUUCUCAAGAGACCAAUUUGGCUUAGAGUUAGUAUAUGUUAACCUACGAACUCAUCUCUCAUUUUACUACUACAAUUAUGCUGGCAUUUCUUCCUUUAUAUCUGCUACGACUAGUUGAAGAUUCCUCUAAGAAUUUCUCUCUUCCGCAUUUCCCUCGCGGUCGUGCCAUCUCUUCACUGAACGUUUUGUAUUAUUUUGUAAAUUCGACAAAUUCCCUCCCUUUUAAUCACCUGCUCAUGGGAUUCCCAAUAUUUCAGGAAUGUGCGGCUCGAGUGGAACCUAUAAGAAGGUCCUUCUUAUGUUUUUCCAAUUAUAGUCCAUUAAUCGACUUAUGUCACUUACUUUUUCUCCACGAUGUCUUUACCAGUUGCAUAUUCUUUUACCAUUUAUUUUAUUUGCGCUGCAUGAUAUGCGCACACACAGCGGGAUUUUCUCGCCAGCAACUUAAUGGCCAUUUUGCUGCUCAGACCUCGUGUUCAUCAGAUUUCAUUAUAGUUUUUACUCGUCUAUCGGUUACCUGGCUCUAUU
Molecule: messenger RNA, 2781 nt
Organism: Penaeus monodon (black tiger shrimp)
Lineage: Eukaryota; Metazoa; Arthropoda; Malacostraca; Decapoda; Penaeidae
Product: protein FAM200A-like
Exons: 2
Molecular function (GO): protein dimerization activity
Source: RefSeq, a predicted model, not a curated record